AUGGUUCUUGCUGCUCGGUGCGGGCAGGCUACGUCCUCCCUCCUGCGUCAACGAUGUCUCGCUGAGACCCGUCGCUCUGCACUGGCAUUGCGGUCUUUCACGUCCCCGAGCACCACCCGUUCCACAGCAUCGGCACUUCGAUUGCAACAGAAGACUCCUUCGCCAUGGCGGUCGCAGCAGUUGCGCAACUUCUCCAGCGCGCUCUGCCGUCUAGCUGCCGAGUCGUCCUCUGUCGGCGACAGUCUAUUCUCUAGCGGAAUUGUCAACCCUGGUGCUAACUUGGUUGACGUCAAGAAGGUGCUGGUUAUCGGUAGUGGUGGUCUGAGCAUUGGCCAGGCUGGAGAGUUCGAUUACUCUGGUUCCCAGGCCCUCAAAGCUCUCAAGGAAGCCGGUGUGCAGUCGGUUUUGAUCAACCCCAACAUUGCUACGAUUCAGACAGACCACAAGCUUGCUGAUGAAGUUUACUACCUCCCCGUCACGCCGGAGUACGUAACAUACGUUAUCGAAAGGGAGCGCCCUGACGGUAUCUUCCUUUCCUUCGGUGGGCAGACCGCCCUGAACCUCGGUGUGCAAAUGAACCGCAUGGGCACCUUUGAGCGCUACGGUGUGCGUGUCCUUGGAACCAGCAUCAAGACCCUGGAGACCAGUGAAGACCGUGACCUGUUCGCCAAGGCCCUAAAUGAAAUCAACAUUCCUAUUGCCGAGUCUAUCGCCGUUGGCACCGUUGAUGAGGCUCUGAAGGCUGCUGAUGAGGUUGGCUAUCCCAUCAUCGUCCGUUCGGCCUACGCUCUCGGUGGUCUCGGUUCCGGCUUUGCGAACAACCCCGAGGAGUUGAAGAACUUGGCCUCACGUUCCUUGACUCUCUCCCCCCAGAUUUUGGUUGAGAAGUCUCUUCGUGGCUGGAAGGAGGUCGAGUACGAAGUCGUCCGUGAUGCUUCCAACAACUGCAUUACUGUCUGUAACAUGGAGAACUUCGAUCCCCUGGGAAUCCACACUGGUGACAGUAUCGUCGUUGCGCCGAGUCAGACUCUGUCCGAUGAGGAGUACCAUAUGCUCCGUACCGCCGCCAUCAAAAUUGUCCGCCAUCUUGGUGUUGUUGGUGAAUGUAACGUCCAGUACGCUCUGCAACCUGAUGGACUCGACUACCGUGUCAUUGAAGUCAACGCUCGUCUUUCCCGCUCCUCGGCUCUUGCCUCCAAGGCCACCGGUUACCCUCUUGCCUAUACCGCUGCGAAGAUCGGUCUGGGACACACUUUGCCUGAGCUCCCCAACGCUGUUACCAAGACCACAACCGCAAACUUCGAGCCCAGCUUGGACUACAUCGUUACCAAGAUUCCUCGUUGGGACCUGAGCAAGUUCCAGCACGUUAACCGUGAUAUUGGCAGUGCUAUGAAGUCCGUUGGUGAGGUCAUGGCUAUCGGCCGUACCUUCGAGGAAUCGUUCCAGAAGGCUAUCCGCCAGGUCGAUCCUCGCUUCGUUGGAUUCCAGGGUGACAAGUUCGAGAACCUGGAUGAGGUCUUGAAGAACCCUACCGACCGCCGCUGGUUGGCUGUCGGCCAGGCUAUGCUUCACGAAAACUACUCUGUGGACAAGGUUCACGAGCUGACCAAGAUCGAUAAGUGGUUCUUGUACAAGCUCCAGAACAUCGUUGACAACCACAACGAACUCAAGGAAAUUGGCAGCCUCUUCGGUGUCAACAAGGAGCUGAUGCUGAAGUCCAAGAAGCUUGGUUUCUCUGACAAGCAGAUUGCUCAGCUCGUUGGUGCGUCUGAAGAUGAUGUCCGUGCCCGCAGGAAGGGGUUUGGCAUCAGACCUUGGGUGAAGAAGAUUGAUACACUGGCUGCUGAGUUCCCUGCUGACACCAAUUAUCUCUACACCACGUACAACGCUACUUCCCACGAUGUUACCUUUGAUGACCAUGGAACCAUCAUUCUUGGAAGCGGCGUGUACCGUAUUGGUAGCUCUGUCGAAUUUGACUGGUGUGCCGUCAACGCCACUCUUUCUCUCAGGAACAUGGGCAAGAAGACUGUUAUGAUUAAUUACAACCCUGAAACCUACUCCACCGACUUCGACACUGCUGACAAGCUGUACUUUGAAGAACUCAGCUACGAGCGUGUCAUGGAUAUCUAUGAGCUCGAGAGCGCCAGCGGGGUGGUUGUCUCCGUCGGUGGCCAGCUUCCUCAGAACAUCGCCCUCCGGCUACAGGAAACCGGCGGUGCCAAUGUCCUCGGUACUAACCCCAAGGACAUUGACAACGCUGAGGAUCGCCACAAGUUCUCUCAGAUCCUGGACAGCAUUGGUGUUGAUCAGCCUGCUUGGAAGGAGCUCACCUCUGUUGCUGAGGCUGAGCGCUUCGCUGAGGCUGUUGGCUACCCUGUGUUGGUUCGUCCCAGUUACGUCCUCUCCGGUGCUGCCAUGAGUGUUAUCCACAGCCAGGAUGAGCUGAAGGAGAAGCUCCUGAACGCCAGUGCCGUUUCUCCCGAUCACCCUGUUGUUAUCACCAAGUUCAUUGAAGGUGCCCAGGAAAUUGAUGUUGAUGCCGUUGCCUCCAAUGGAAAGCUUCUUCUGCACGCCAUCAGUGAACACGUUGAGCCUGCCGGUGUCCAUUCUGGUGACGCCACCCUUGUCCUUCCCCCCGCUUCCCUGGAGAAGCCCGUGAUGAGCCGUGUUAAGGAAAUCGCUGAGAAGGUUGCCAAAGCAUGGAACAUCACCGGUCCCUUCAACAUGCAGAUCAUCAAGGCCGACCAGGAGGGUGCCGAGCCCCAGCUCAAGGUCAUUGAGUGCAACCUCCGUGCUUCUCGCUCUUUCCCCUUCGUCAGCAAGGUUCUUGGAACCAACUUCAUUGACGUCGCUACCAAGGCCCUUGUUGGCCGUGAUGUCCCUGAGCCUGUCGACCUUAUGGAAGUCAAGCGUGACUACCUUGCCACUAAGGUUCCUCAAUUCUCUUGGACCCGUCUCGCUGGUGCUGAUCCUUUCCUCGGCGUCGAGAUGGCCAGUACUGGAGAAAUCGCUUGCUUUGGUAAGGACGUUGUUGAGGCCUACUGGGCUUCCCUGCAGUCCACCAUGAACUUCCGCGUGCCUGAGCCUGGUGAGGGUAUCCUGCUGGGCGGUGAUAUCACCAACCCUGCUCUGGCCCAGAUUGUUGACCUCCUCCACCCUCUGGGCUUCAAAUUCUUCGCUGCCAGUCCUGAAGUUAAGGCUCACAUCGAGUCUGCAACCAAGGAGCACACCCCUGUCCAGGUGAUCGAGUUUCCCAAGAAGGACAAGCGUGCCCUUCGUGAGGUCUUCCAGAAGUACGACAUCCGGGGCUGCUUCAACCUUGCCAAGACUCGCGGCAAGACCCUUCUCGACGAGGACUAUGUUAUGCGCCGAAACGCAGUCGACUUUGGUGUCCCUCUCUUCAUGGAAACCAAGACUGCCCAACUAUUCGCUCAAGCCAUGAACCAGAAGCUCCCUCGUCCUGAGGGCAUUCCCUCCGAAGUCCGGACCUGGUCCAACUUCGUUGGCGGCAAGCUUCUGUAAACGCAAAAGAUUAAAAGUUUCUGGAUACGAUAACCUCUUGGUGUUAUACUGUGUUCAUUUUUUUUCCAGACACGAACGCCGUGCCGGUCGGCGUAGCAGAUGGAACACCACCUCUUGAUAGACCAUUUCUCCCGUAGCCUUGCUAAUUGGCUACCUGUUUCUUCUCCUACAGAACGAAGGACCCGCGCUGCGGUGUGACGACUCGCUAUCGCUCUCGCGGCCUUUGAUAUCUUAUUAGUUGCUUAUACUCUGCUGGUUUCUACAGGCAGGUUGUGCGUGAGCGAGAAAAGAUUUUGAACUGGAUAUUACGACUGAUUUGAAUUGUUUGCAGCAUUGGCAGUGUAUGUUUUAAUUGUAGUAUAGUGGUUAUAUCCU
Molecule: messenger RNA, 3897 nt
Organism: Aspergillus nidulans FGSC A4
Lineage: Eukaryota; Fungi; Ascomycota; Eurotiomycetes; Eurotiales; Aspergillaceae
Product: carbamoyl-phosphate synthase (glutamine-hydrolyzing) CPA2
Exons: 3
Coding region: 1-3522 (1173 amino acids)
Biological process (GO): pyrimidine nucleotide biosynthetic process; L-arginine biosynthetic process
Cellular component (GO): carbamoyl-phosphate synthase complex; cytoplasm; mitochondrion
Molecular function (GO): nucleotide binding; carbamoyl-phosphate synthase (glutamine-hydrolyzing) activity; metal ion binding
Source: RefSeq, a predicted model, not a curated record